AUGUCGUCUUUAUUGCGUAUGAUUGACACAAAAAUUGUAGAAAGUCUUUAUCCUCAAACCGGCUGGGUUGAAAUUGAUCCUGAUGUUCUCUGGGUUCAAUUUGUUGCUGUAAUAAAAGAAUCUGUCAAAGCUGCAGGAAUAGAGAUGAAUCAAAUUGUUGGUCUUGGCAUUUCAACACAGAGAGCGACUUUUAUUACAUGGGACAAGAAAACGGGAAAUCAUUUUCACAACUUCAUUAGUUGGCAAGACCUGAGAGCUGUGGAACUUGUAAAAUCUUGGAAUAGUUCUCUUAUGAUGAAGCUAAUACACAGUUCCUGCCGAGUGCUUCACUUUUUCACUAGGAGUAAACGAUUUUUAGCAGCCAGUUUGUUCACUUUCACAACCCAGCAUGUUUCUUUGAGGUUGGCCUGGGUUUUACAAAACCUGAUUGAGGUGCAAAAGGCAAUUGAAGAAGAAAAUUGCUGCUUUGGAACUAUUGAUACCUGGUUGUUGUAUAAGCUCACAAAAGGUUCUGAAUAUGCCACGGAUUUUUCAAAUGCCAGUACAACUGGACUGUUUGACCCAUUUGAGAUGUGUUGGAGCGGGUUCAUUACCUCCCUGCUUUCGAUACCGCUCUCUCUCCUGCCUCCUGUGAGGGAUACAAGCCACAAUUUUGGAUCAGUGGACGAAGAGAUAUUUGGUGUGCCUAUACCAAUAGUGGCCUUGGUUGCCGACCAGCAGGCAGCCAUGUUUGGAGAAUGCUGCUUCCAGAUGGGAGAUGUGAAAUUAACCAUGGGAACUGGGACAUUUUUGGAUAUUAAUACUGGAAAUAACCCUCAGCAGACUGUUGGAGGCUUUUAUCCAUUAAUUGGGUGGAAGAUUGGGCAAGAAAUUGUAUGCCUAGCUGAAGGCAAUGCAGGAGACGCUGGUACUGCCAUAAAAUGGGCUCAACAAUUAGAUCUUUUCACAGAUGCUGCUGAGACUGAAAAAAUGGCCAAAAGUUUGGAAGAUUCUGAAGGAGUUUAUUUUGUUCCAUCUUUUAGUGGAUUGCAGGCUCCAUUAAAUGACCCCUGUGCAUGUGCCUCUUUUAUGGGUUUGAAGCCUUCCACCAGUAAAUACCAUCUCGUACGAGCAAUAUUGGAGUCAAUAGCUUUCAGAAACAAACAGUUAUAUGAGUUGAUGCAGAAAGAGAUCCAUAUUCCCGUAACAAAAAUCCGGGCAGAUGGAGGAGUCUGCAAGAACAGUUUUGUCAUGCAGAUGACAGCAGACCUGAUUAACGAGAGUAUAGACAGACCCGUCCAUGUUGACAUGUCGUGCCUUGGUGCAGCUUCUCUAGCUGGCCUUGCUGUUGGGUUUUGGACUGACAAGGAAGAACUAAAGAAACUGAGGCAGAGUGAAAUGGUUUUCAAGCCACAGAAGAAAUGGCAAGAAUAUGAAAUGAGUAUGGAAAACUGGGUCAAGGCAGUGAAACGCUCCAUGAAUUGGUAUCACAAGACGUAGCACUAUGCGGAAGGGCUGAAACUGGAAGUGGCCGGUUGCUGUGACACGCAGAUGGGACAAAGCUCAGGGAUAACCCAUACGAUGAGGACUGAGAGAAGAUUUAAAGAGAGUUUUACACUCAGAGAGAAAAAGCAUUGCUUUUUUGACACAAAACCAAAAAACCCUCAUUUUUAAAAAUCCAAACCUUGGUAAGAUUGUAAGGCAACAAUACCUCAGAACUUUGUAUCUUUUGUUUUGUAGCAAAUUCCAAAGAACAUUAACCGUUUCCAACCACGUUUUGAUGGUUAUGGGUCCUCCUCCUUUUUAUACUGAGUCAGUGGUAGAUGUGAACAUAAUGGUUUACUAUCUUUGAGUUAAUAGUUCUAGGUCAAGCACCAUUCACAUUUUGUUCAAAAUUAUGUGAAAAGUAUUCCUUUAAUUCUUUAAAAUUAAGUGGGCUACUCAAAGUCCAUACAGCUAAAAAGAAAGAAUAACUGAGGAAAUGUGGAAUUUUGAAACAUUAAUAUUUUAUAUUUAAAGCCAUAAUUGUUCAAUGUUGUAUUAUGUCCUUCUCAGGCUUAUUUGAUAGUCAGUUAUUUACUUUUUUGGGCUUAAAGACACUGCCUUAAUUGUUCCUUAUUUAACCAAAAUCUGAGCAUUCUUUAUGUAUUGAAAAACAUUGAAAAAAUAAUUUUAGUUAAUGAAAUUAAAAAAGGGUAUUAAUUCAUAAGGAACAAGAAAAGACUACAUUUUCCUUCUCAAAUAGAGUUUCUUUCAAAAAAUUCUAGCUAAAGCAUGACAUCCCAUCUUUUACAAAAUGCAGGAAGUAAGUAUAAUUCUUGCCUUUCUUCUCCUGUUCUUUUUCUUUUCAGUUGGUGAGAUGCUUGCAUAAAUGUCUUUGUUUUUAGUAAGUGCCUAAUUGACAGAGUUUAAUUUGAAGAAAGUGCCCUAAUUUAUUGGUGACGUAAGAAUUGCCUUCAUUGGGGUAUUUUACUUGUUCAAGUAUCUUUUUUAUUUUUGUCCAGUCUCUUCCUCUCUGAGAUACAUGCGAUGGGUAGCUGACAGAGGUGAUGGGAGUUCACUCAUGUUAGUGACUGCUCUACGGCCACUGAGCCAGAGAUCCCCAGAGAGGAGCAGGCACAGUUCUGCGUUCUCAGGCUUUCUUGAUAGAAAUAUGAAGAGGAGUACGAGUUGUGAGUAGCUUCGGGCCAGGUGUAAAAUUGUCCUAAUGCAGGUGACCACCUUCCAACCUGCUCUCCUGUUAUGUGCCCUGCCCUUCAUUUGGGCUAGGUUCCUUUUGAUUUGCAGCAAUAAUGAAUUUAUUUCCCUCUUGGUCAGGCUUUAUCACAUAACAUCCUACUGUUAUAGAGCUAGCUGUUAAAUAAUAACGUAAUUGAAGUGACUAUUACAGAGACUGUUAUUGUUGCUGUCGUAUAUGUCCAUUUCAGAGACAGUUAGAGAUGAGAACUGGGGGUCAAAUUGCAUUUCUGCAAAUUC
Ceratotherium simum simum (southern white rhinoceros) is the source of this 2955-nucleotide messenger RNA. Lineage: Eukaryota; Metazoa; Chordata; Mammalia; Perissodactyla; Rhinocerotidae. The record is from RefSeq and is a predicted model, not a curated record.